GCGAAACCAGGACAAUCAUCUAUCCAAACACAUUCACUUGCCUGCCGCGACCACGAUGCACACGGUUAUAAUAAAUCAGCUGGGGCCCCAAAGGCCAUUGCUUGACUAUAUCCGCAUAUGGAUUGGACACACUGAAGAUUGGCAGGACCAAUACGAGGACUGGGAUGGAUAUUCUAAGACUCAGAUAUCCCAUCCAGGAGUUCUGUCGAGAUUUGACUGGAAAAAAUUUAACACAAUCCGACUCGAAAUCCCUAUCUUACCACAAGACGAAUUUUUUAAAACCGCAAUAGCAAUUGCCAAAGAUGCUAAAAGCAGAGAAGAAUAUAAACGGAUGUUUGAAAAAAAAAACGCGUUGCUCCGAAGAGAGUUAGAAGAAAUGGCCCAUGUUAGCUGCAUGGACCUUAUGGGAUAUCGAGAAUCCGAUGUACAAGAUAGCCAAUCUGACCUUGCCGAUGAAUUUAUCGAUGAACAAACCAACGGGAUCCCUAACAACUAUCUGGGCAAUAAAACACAGUAUUUCAUUCCUGAUUAUUAUGAUGGACCAAUGGGACCUGAAGAUUGGCUGAAGGAUAAUGGUUUUCUUCCUGCGCCAGAGCAAAGAAGCCAAUACCAAAGGAAGCGGUUUGUACCACCUUAUCUUUUGAAUACCUAGUGCGCUAUAAUAGCUAAGAAUUAUUAGGAAGGAGAUGAAUGAUAAUGAUGAUGAUGAUGAUGAUGAAAGGGGAUCCAAACGCAAAAGGUCACAGAGUCCUGCUGCAGAUUCUUCAUCGCCUCAUACUUCAUCUUCUUUCGCUGAAAAUGCGCAAGAAGAAAGGGCAGCCAAUGGAUCCAAACGCAAAAGGACAGAGAGUCCUGAUGCAGAUUCUUCAUUAUCUCAUGCUUCAUCUUCCGCUCCUAAAAAUGAUCAAGAAGAAAGGGCAGCCAAUGGAUCUAAACGCCAAAGGCUAGAGAGCCAUCGCACAGAUCCUUCAUUAUCUCAUGCUUCGUUU
Trichoderma asperellum CBS 433.97 is the source of this 989-nucleotide messenger RNA. Lineage: Eukaryota; Fungi; Ascomycota; Sordariomycetes; Hypocreales; Hypocreaceae. The record is from RefSeq and is a predicted model, not a curated record.